This is a messenger RNA of Acipenser ruthenus (sterlet), 3293 nucleotides long. RefSeq names its product dickkopf-related protein 2. Gene Ontology annotation, cellular component: extracellular region. The transcript has 4 exons. The record is from RefSeq and is a predicted model, not a curated record. Gene Ontology annotation, molecular function: co-receptor binding; receptor antagonist activity. The coding region runs from base 321 to 1124 and encodes 267 amino acids. Gene Ontology annotation, biological process: multicellular organism development; negative regulation of canonical Wnt signaling pathway. NCBI's taxonomy places the organism in Eukaryota, Metazoa, Chordata, Actinopteri, Acipenseriformes, Acipenseridae.
UACAGGACACUUUGCUAGUGACAGAGCUUAGAUUAACAUCCAGAUACUGACGUGAGUUUGAGGUCAUAAACUAACCGUGACAUUGCUUUUUAAGACUAUUUUUUCAUUACAUUUCUUCAGAAUGAUUUUUAUUUGUUUGAUUUGAAUAAGGAUUGUGUAUCCUGUAUUUUAUCUAGUCAUAUAGUGUAACAUUUGAUUUUUUUCUUCUAUUAAUUCAGAGAAUUAGUUAUAGUUUUUAAGUUAUAUUUUCAUAGUUUUAAAAUUUAGCUUCUUUAAGUUUCCGUAUACCCCAUUGUCCUUACAGAUAAAAGUUCAAUUGUAUGUGCACCGUGCCUGUUUUGCGGUUAAUUUUGGUAUUGAAAAUGUUGCUGCUGGUGUGGACUAGGGGCUCGUGUUCCCUACUUUUACUGGCUGCGGUCUUGAGAAUCGGAUAUUCUCAAAGGGCUGACGGCCCUGGAUCCAAGGUGAAUUCCAUCAAAUCGUCUCUUCUGGGGCAAACUCCAACCCAGGCAGCCAACCGCUCCAUCACUUUCCCUGUGGGUAUCAUCAGCAAGAAAGGAAACAACCCCGGCCAGGUUUACCCUUGCAGCAGUGAUAAGGAAUGCAGUGUUGGGGGCUAUUGCCAUAGUCCUAACCACGGUCCUUCCAGAUGCCUGGCUUGCAGAAGGAAGAAGAAGCGUUGCCAUAGAGAUGGCAUGUGCUGCCCUGGAAACCACUGCAGCAAUGGUAUCUGUAUUGCUGUAUCUGAGAGCAUUCUUACUGGACAUAUGCCUGCUAUUGAAGGGCACGACAAGAACAAUGGACAGCUGUCUACCGGUGACAUGGGAUGGCAGAACCUUGGGAAAACGCAGUCCAAGCUACCAAAUGUAAAAGGUCACGAGGGCGAUUCCUGUCUCCGUUCUUCUGACUGUGCGGAAGGCUUCUGCUGUGCCCGCCAUUUCUGGACCAAAAUCUGCAAGCCAGUCCUUCGCCAGGGGGAGGUGUGCACAAAACAGCGAAAAAAGGGCUCCCAUGGCCUGGAGAUCUUCCAGCGCUGCGACUGUGCAAAAGGACUUUCUUGUAAAAUCUGGAAGGAUGCCACUUCCUCUUCAAAAUCCAGACUCCAUGUUUGUCAGAAAAUAUAAAGGAGAAUAGCUCACGCUUUUAUAACUGUGAAAUUUAAGUAUUUAAAAUAAGGAGACACGGUGGGUUUUCCUGUGGCUGACUGCGUGCCAUUUCAUGUUCCUGAAAUGCACGAGUGACGGGUGUUGGGUUGCAGCAGUGUUGGUCGUUAGACGAUCCACUUUGUGGCUUCUGAAAUGUAAAUAAUGUUAUCUUAUAUUGGUGCCAUUUUGAAACCACAAAAACAGUUUUUCUUGCCAAAUGACCUGCAAUGAGGCUAUUUAUCUGUCUGAAUCCAAGCCUUAGCUUGUUUUUGGCUGUUGACAAGAUUCAGCUUCUUUGCAACAGAGACACUAACUAUUAUUACUUAAUCAAGAAAUUUCACAACAUGACUUUGUGUGACAGGGUCACAUGAGUUUUGGCAUUCCAUUAUUUACAGAAGUGUAAUUGGUAGCCUUUUCAUAGGAUGAGAAAAAUAUCUUAAAAUAAUAAUACUAGGUAGAAAACAUAGUAAGAAACUGACAAUAAACGAACCGCUGAAACCAGUAACUGAGUUGAAUAAACUUUUUUUUCAAAAAAAAUAAAUAAAUAAAUAGUGUACAGUGUUUUAGCCACAGUCCACAAUCAUUGUAGGAAUCAGGCUGUAUAUUUACAGAUAUGUCUAGGUAUAUAGCCACAUUGUUGAAAGCAGACCAGAAAGCUUAAUAUUUUGCUUUAUAUAUUUUGUAUGUGUAUACUUAAAUCACAUUAAGCAAAAUACAUAUUUUUUUAGUUUUUGAAUAAAUGAAUAAGCAUCUGGUUUAUAGUGGAAUUCCCAGUUCUACCUUGGGGGAAGAAAAUUGACUUAAUGCAGAGCUUGGCUACACUAUUCUAUGAAGCAGUCAUUUUUCAUACAUGAUUCCAUCUAGGGUUGAAUGAUAUUUUUGGUCUCCCUUUUGAGUCUUGAUUAUUUAUAGUACUGGAUAAUAAUCAAUAACAAUGGUAUCAUCUGUGAAUAUCAUGGCAGUUAUCUAAACUAUAAAGGAUACGCACCAAUGCUGCAGAGAUGUUUUGUUCUUUAUUUUAUUUUAUACUAACUGCUUGUACCUGAUUUAUCCAUGGGGGGGGGGGGGUCAGACGUAAUUAAAAUGGGCAUGGGCAAGGCAAAGUGACUGGUACUUCAUUGAACCCUCUCCUCUUUUGUAGAAGAAAGUAGUAGUAUUAGUAUUAAUGGCUUGAGCUAAUUUGCUGGGAUUUCUCAUUUCUGUUUUCAGUCAGCUUGUUGUUUGGAAUAUAAAUUCUAUAUCAGAUCGAUUUCAUAUACAGAUAGCAUACUUUAGUACUGUGGACCUCUUUUAAACUGAAAAAGUUAUUUUCUUCAUGUGCACUUGGUUCCUAUGUUCUAUUAGACUGCGCUUUCAUGUGCAGGUAUCCUGUUUGUAAUUUAACUAAUGGUUUUAACCUGCUUUAACAAUGUGUGGCCAACGAUCAAGCUCCCUUUUUAAAUGUAAAUCUUUUUUGAAGGAUCUAUCUGGCAUUAUUCAUUUUUUAGAAUUUUCAAAGGGCAUUAUUUUGUAUUAUAUGGUCAAAAACAAAGAUUCCGGAGAUUAUGGCUUUAUAUCGUUCAAAUUAUUUCAUUUUCUUUAUUAUUCCAUAGUUCCCGACUUUCUUCAUUAUAGAAUUGAAAGCAAUACACUUUUUAAUGUAAAUAAAAUGUCCGCUAUUGCCAAUGUAUUUAUGGAUCAAGAUUAUAUCGUGUACAGUUUUGCACUUGUGUUUUAUUGUAAGAAGGAGAUCUUUUUUGUUUAAGAAUAUAUUCUUUGUGGUAAGCACCAAAUGUACAAGCAGUAUUGAUAGAAAUGAUUUUAAAAUUAAUAAAUAGAUAAUAAUGUCUAUCCUCAAAUAAGAAAUACAUUAGAGCUACAUUUAACCAUGCUGAAAAUAAAUGUAUUAAAGCACAUUAGGAAUUAUUUGUGCUAAACACAUUUCCUCAGUAUGAACUUUAAAGGAAUUUAUUGCUAUUGGUUCUUAUCUGGGAUUGAUACUGUCAGUGUGGUACCAAUUACUCUGUAUAUAGAAACUUGAAGCACAGUUGCUGAUGCUUUUGGUGUAAUCGGCAGUUGGCUAAUUAGAGCUGUUAAUAUUUAGUUUUUUUUUAUUAUUGUUGUGUAUUUGCUUCUUUUAUGUAUAAAUAAAAGUGUUUGUAUUUUGUU